AUGCGCGCCCUGCGGUACUCGACCUCAGUAUUCACAUUUGACCUGACCACGCUAUCCCGUAUGCCGCAACUUCCUACCACCAAAGGCGAGCCGCUGGCAGUUCCCAGCCUCCCGCUGCCUGCCACCCCUCGCCCUGCUUUACAACCUUUGUUUCCCACGGGCAACGAGACAUCAGGGAACCCGGACGAAGAGUCGGCGUCUCACGCCGGGAAUGGACCUAGCCCACAGUUGUCCCCCACCAUACAUACCCCAGAUGCCGCGCCGAAGGGCCUGGAGGGCGACGUCCAGAAAUCGCCGAGUGAGUUGCCGGAAGCCGUCCGCGCGCGCCGCUAUUACAGCCUCAGCCUGGUCAACGCCACCGUGCCCCAGGGAGAUGGCACGGGUAAUGAGAUGGACGACAAGCAGGACCGCGACUCCGGCGAUGACGGAGGGUACCUUCCGCGAGGCGGCGCCACUAUGAGGCAGCCUAUCACUUUGCAGGACACAACGCCUACCGCGGACGCUCACAAUGGGCACGUCACCCGAGACACCGAGGGAGAAGGCGAGUCCGGUGAAUCCGUGGAGGGCCCAACCCAUGGUGGCGAAUCGGAGGAGUCAGGUCCUGGUGGGCGCCGCGCGCUCUGA
Trametes versicolor FP-101664 SS1 is the source of this 624-nucleotide messenger RNA. RefSeq lists its product as uncharacterized. Bases 1 to 624 code for a protein of 207 amino acids. Lineage: Eukaryota; Fungi; Basidiomycota; Agaricomycetes; Polyporales; Polyporaceae. The record is from RefSeq and is a predicted model, not a curated record. The transcript is spliced from 3 exons.